CGGAGGAGAAGACCGGCUGCGGGCUAUGGCGGUCACGCUCCCGGAGGUCGUGGAGGAGCUCCUGAGCGAGAUGGCCGCCGUUGUGCGGGACAGCGCGAGAAAAUAGAAGUCCAGGUUGCACGUUUAUGAUUUUGAAGGAGUUGGAACUGAACCAUGUAGAAGCUAUGAUUUCCUUCCUGGUUCCUGACGAGCUCCUCUUGUCGCUGAAGUUUCUGUUUGGGUCAUCGGCCAUCCAGGCCUUGGACCUAGUUGAUCGAGAGUCCGUCACUUUAAUCUCAUCACCCAGUGGAAGGCGUGUUUACCAGGUGCUAGGCAGUUCUGGCAAAACAUACACAUGCCUGGCUUCCUGUCAUUACUGCUCAUGCCCAGCAUUCUCCUUCUCGGUGUUACGGAAGAGUGACAGCCUGCUGUGUAAGCAUCUUCUGGCAAUUUAUCUUAGUCAGCUUCUGAGGAACUGCCAGCAGCUCAGUGUGUCUGACAAGCAACUAACAGACCUACUGUUGAUGGAGAGGACACAAGAAGCAUAAAAGGCGUGGCUGGAACAUGGACUUCCAAGACCGGAGCCUAGCAGGAAAUGCACAGGUGGAGGCCUGGGAGGAGCCUCCAGACUUGUGACUGUCACUUUGCCCUCCCAGGCCGCAGGGUGGGCUUCAGGUGGUAGGCUGCAGAGAGUGUAUGUGGUUAAGAGCCCUCUGUGGUCUUCAUAUUAACCAGCCUCUGAGUCCCACAGAUAGAAAUGUCCCUGGGUAGAAUUAAGUAUUGUUGACUCAAAUAAAGCCUGAGCCAUGUUGCAUCUACAA
Messenger RNA from Mastomys coucha (southern multimammate mouse), 800 nucleotides. It is a transcript of the gene Zswim7, whose product is annotated as zinc finger SWIM-type containing 7. Gene Ontology annotation, cellular component: Shu complex. The coding region runs from base 126 to 527 and encodes 133 amino acids. NCBI's taxonomy places the organism in Eukaryota, Metazoa, Chordata, Mammalia, Rodentia, Muridae. The record is from RefSeq and is a predicted model, not a curated record. Gene Ontology annotation, molecular function: zinc ion binding. Gene Ontology annotation, biological process: double-strand break repair via homologous recombination. The transcript has 6 exons.